GGCGCACUGGCUUGGGCGUGCAGGGGGGUGAUCCAUAGUUUCGCCACUUGCAGGCGCCAAGUUGGCGGCUGCACAAGUUCGUCCUGCCUGACUAUGGGAAGGAGCGCUGCAAUACAAGAGGCAGAGGCCAGGCUCACACAAGCCUCGACCUCCUCGGCCACCAACACACUCAUCGUGACCGGCGUGCCUUGUCCGAGCACGGUGGACACGCUGCUCGAGGAUCUCUAUCGCUUGUUUGCCUCGUAUGGCGAUGUGGCAGCCUGGGCCCCUCUCAAGUCGCUCGGCAGGAUCAUCUGCGUCUACGCUGCAGACAGCUCGGCCACGCUUGCCAAGAGCGAGCUGGACCGCUCCUGGAUCCAGAUCACCACUGAUGGCACAGACUCGUCAAAGAGCACGAGCAGCUCAGAUGAGGAUGCGCUCAUCGACGAGACGAUCAGCAUGCUCAGAGUGUACGCUGGUCCCUCGACGGCCUUGGACACGCUCGCACACGAUGGCCGGCAGACGUUGUACGCCGCAAGACAUCUGCCCGUGCCAGACACCCAGCGCAACUUUCUCAUCUCUCCGCCCGGCUCGCCGCCAGUCGGAUGGGAGCAGGUCAGAGAGGAUCAGCCCAACAGAGAGACUCUGGCCCACGAUCUCAUGGAGGCGCUCAGCCACUUGUCGCUCAAGCAAGACGGGCCGGCUGGCGUGUCAGCCCAGUCGAACGGCGUCGUCCAUGCUGAGGGUCCCAAGCGAGGUCAUCGCCGACGAGAGACCGUCGUCCUCACGCCUGACGAAGCGAGCGGUCUCCCUGGCGUGACGAUCACCGAUCUCGAGACGAGCGAGAAUCAGAUCAGCCCAGGCAUCUCUCUCAGCGAAGCCUGGGCAGCUCAACGGGAGGCCACCCGCAACACAUCCGGCAUCAGCAACGUCAGAGCGACUUCUGAUGUCCGUAUCACGCCAACUGGCCGACCGCCGCUCGGCUAGAUCGCCCGAAAUACUCAAAGCAGACGAAGCGACAACCGGCCUUUUUCUAGAUGCUUACAAUGCUUAUGGCGCGCAACAACAGGCCUUCUUGCUCACCAGGGGAUUAUCGAGCCAUCCUGGCUUAGUAUGCCUUCCUGGCCUUUACCGAUCUCGGCGGAUGCGAUCACUUUGAGCGUCGUCUCCACAGAUUCGUCGACAGUAAUUGCACCAUUCUGACCUUCCGCCAUGGUCGACAUGUCGGUCGCCACGAGUCCCGGAUGCACCAGCAAGACGUUGAUGCCCUUCUUCUCGAGGCUUAGCGCCACGACCCGACCGAGCAUGUUGAGCGCAGCCUUUGAUGCUGCGUAAUGGCCGAAGGGAUACGACUUUGCGCCAAAGACGGCAGUGACGAGUCCAUCGACGUCUGGCAGCUUACC
Mixia osmundae IAM 14324 is the source of this 1382-nucleotide messenger RNA. RefSeq lists its product as uncharacterized. Gene Ontology annotation, molecular function: nucleic acid binding; calcium-dependent protein serine/threonine phosphatase regulator activity. Gene Ontology annotation, biological process: calcium-mediated signaling. The transcript has a single exon. The record is from RefSeq and is a predicted model, not a curated record. Bases 94 to 966 code for a protein of 290 amino acids. NCBI's taxonomy places the organism in Eukaryota, Fungi, Basidiomycota, Mixiomycetes, Mixiales, Mixiaceae. Gene Ontology annotation, cellular component: nucleus; cytoplasm.